GUUAAUUUCUCUUUAAAAAAUUUAUGUACAUUUUUUUGUGACAUUAGUUGCAAUCGCCGCAAUGUGACAUCAUGUUCCCCCUUUCCACCCAGGGUUCCCUGUGUCCAUUUAUUGGGUUCCUGUCCCUUUCUGCCUUCUUGUCUUGCGUUUGGACAGAGGUUGCCCAUCUCAUCUCGUACAUUUGAUUGAACUAAAAAGCACGUUCCUCACUUGCGUUAUUUUUUGUUUUAUACACCUGUCUAUCUUUGUCUAAAAAAUGAGCUUCAGGAAUGGCUUCAGUUCUGAAUUAGCAGAGUGUUCGGGGGCCCCACAGUCUUGGGAGUUCCUGUAGUCUCUGGUGGACCAAUAAGUCUGGUCUUUUUUUGUGAAUUUAAAUUCCGUUCAAUAUUUUUCUACUGUUCUGUCCAGGACUUCCUGUUGUAAUCCCUGUCAGAGCAGUCAUUGGUGGUAGCCAGGCACCGUGUAGUUUUCCUGGUGUCAAGCUGGUAGAGUCUCUGGUUCAUGUAGUCCCUUGGGCUAAUAUUUUCCUUGUGUCUUUGGUUUUCUUCCCUUUCUUUUGUUUUGGAUGGAAUUGGACCAAUAGAUUUGUCUUAGAUGGCUACUUGCAAGCUUUUAAGACCCCAGGCACUACUCACCAAAGUGGGAUAUAGAACAUUUUCUGCAUGAACUAUGUUAUACCAAAUGACCUGAUAACCCCCGAGAUUGUGGUCUCUAGCCCCCAGCCCCAGCUGCUUGGUCCCUCAGAUUGUUUGGAUGUGUCUGGGUGUAACUGCUUUGCUUUUGCUUUUGGUGCAGUUGCGCUGCCUUCCUCUUUAUUGUGUGUUGUCUUUCCCGUCACCAUAGUUGACACUUGUCUACUAUUUAGUUAGUGUUUUUUUCCCCUCGUAACCAUCAAAGAAUGUUUUUUUUCUGUGCAUAAACCUUUUCUUGAGUUCUUAAAAUAGUGGUCUCAUGCAAUAUUUGUCCUUUUGUGACUGUCGUAUUUCACUCAGCAUAAUGCCUGCUAGAUUCGUCUAUGUUGUGAGAUUUUUCAUGAAUUCAUGACUGUUCUUUUAUCAUUGCCCAGUAUUCCGUUGUGUGUGUGUACCAUAAUUUGUUUAUCCAUUCGUCUGCUGAUGGGCAUUUUGCUUGUUUCCAUCUUUUGCUGUUGUAAAUAAUGCUCCAGUGAACACGGGUGUGCAUAUGUCUAGUCAUGUGACGGCUCUUAUUUCUCCAGGGCAUAUUCCCAGGAGUGGGAUUGCUGGAUCACAUGGUAGUUCUAUUUCUAGCUAUUUAAGGAAGCGCCAUAUCAUUUUCCAAAGUGGUUGUACCAUUUUAUUCCCACCAGCAGUGCCUAAGAGUUCCAGUCUCCCCUCAACCUCUCCAACAUUUGUUAGUGUUUUUUUGAUUAGUGCCAGUAUUGUCAGGUUAAGAUGAUAUCUCAUUAUAGUUUUGAUUUGCAUUUCUCUAAUGGCUCAGAGUUGCCAGCAUUUCCUCAUGUGCCUGUUAGACACCAGAAUGUCUUCUUUGGUAAAGUGUCUAUUCAUUUCCUUUGCCCAUUUUUUAAUUAGAUUAUUUGUCUUUUUGUUGUUGAGGUGUUGAAGAAUUUUGUAGAUUUUAGAGACCCUUGUCAGACAUGUUGUAGCCAAAAAUUUUUUCCCAGUCUGUAGAUUCUCUUUUUACCCUUUUGGUCAAGUCUUUUGAUGAGCUUAAGUGUUUAAUUUUUAGGAGCUCCGAGUUACCUAGUUUCUCUUUUGGUGUUUGUGCAUUGUUAGAUAUGGUUUGUACCCUAUUUAUGCCAUGUAUUAGGGCCUCUAGUGUUGUCCAUAUUUUUUCUUCCAUGAUCUUUAUUGUUUUAGAUUUUAUACUUAGGUCUUUGAUCCAUUUUGAGUUAGUUUUUGUGUAUGGUGUGAGGUACGGAUUUUGUUUCAUUUUUUUACAGAUGGACAUCCACUUAUACCAGCACUAUUUGUUAAAGAGACUGCCUUUUCCCCAUUAAUGGAUUUUGACGCUUUGUCAAGUAUCAGCUGCUUAUGGAUGGAUGGAUAGAUUUACCUCUGGGUUCUCAAUUCUGUUCCAUUGGUUUGUAUGUUUGUUGUUGUAGCAGUACCAGGCUGUUUUGACUAUCGUGGCUGUAUAACAGGUUCUAAAAUCAGGUAGUAUGAGGCCUUCCACUAUGUUUUUCUUUUUCAGUAAUCCUUUACUAUUACUUAUCCCCUUUCAAUAUAAAAUUGGUGAUUUUUUUCUCCAUCUCGUUGAAGAAUGGAAUUUUGAUGGGGAUCACAUUGUAUCUGUAGAUUGCUUUGGGUAGAAUUGACAUUUUCACAAUGAUGAGUCUUCCUAUCCAUGAGCACGGUAUCUCUUUCCACUUAGGUAGAUCGCUUUUGGUUUUUUGCAGUAGUGUUUUGUAGUUUCCUUUGUGUGGGUCUUUUAUGUCCCUGGUUAGAUUUAUUCCUGAAUACUUGGGGGUUAUUGUAAAGAGUCUUGAUUUGAUGAUUUUCUUUUCAAAGCUCUCUUUGUUGAUAUAGAGGAAUCCAGUUGAUUUUUUUAAAAUAAUUUUUAUUGUGCUUUAAGUGAAAGUUUACAAAUCAAGUCAGUCUCUCACACAAAAACCCAUAUACACCUUGCUACACACUCCCCAUUACUCUCCCCCUAAUGAGACAGUCUGCUCUCUCCCUCCACUCUCUCUUUUUCAUGUCCUUUUCGCCAGCUUCUAACCCCCUCCACCCUCUCAUCUCCCCUGUAGGCAGGAGAUGCCAACAUAGGCUUAAGUGUCCCCCUGAUCCAAGAAGCUCACUCCUCACCAGCAUCCCUCUUCCAAUUUAUUUUUGUAUGUUAAUCUUAUAUCCUGUUACUUAGCUGAAAUCUUCUAUUAGUUUCAGUAGCUUUCCUAUGGAUUCUUUGGGGUUUUCUGUGUAUAAGAUCAUAUCAUCUGUGACCAGGAAUAGGUUUAUCAAUUUAUUUUAUCAGUUUGGAUGCCCUUUAUUUCUUUUUCUUGAAUAAAAGUGGUGAUAAAGGACAUCUUUGGACCGUGAAGUCUUUUAAAUAAGGUUAUUUUUAGCCUCAUUAGUGGAAAAUCUGACCAAGGAAGGAUAGCUUACUUUAGGGACCUCUUGUCCCUGUGUCCUUUGGAACAUAUAACUUUGAAGACUUUAAAAAAAUGUUCAACUUGACUUUUAUAAUACUGUAUUUUUUCAGUUAAAAUAGUAAAUUAACUGGCUGAGAGUUCUUAAAAGCUAAAUAAUCAGCAAGUAUUAUUGAGAACUUGCUCUCAGUUUAGGGGAGAGUCAAGGGUAUGUCAGGGCACAAAUCAUGGGCUGCUUUAAUAUCUGUAUGGAAUAAUUAGAGGAAAUAGAGCACUAACCUACAGUACUUAGUUAUAGUAAGAGUUCAGAGAAGGAAUCAGUAUCAGUUUGAGUAGGCAAAAAUGGGACUUGAGCUUAUCCUUGAAUGAUUACAGGAUUAGUUGGGAGAGGACAUUCCUGAUAGAAAUUUCAGGAGAUUAAUUAGACUGGAGCCUGAAGGUGGAGCUCUGUGGAUAGUAUUACUAUCCCCAUUUGACAGGUGAAAAAGAAAUGAAGCUAAUAAACUUGCCCAAGGCCAACUUGUUUGUAAAUGGGAUUUAAAAACAAGUUUUUCAUUCUUUUUAUUUUUAAAAUAAUUUUUAAUAACUUAUUAUGGUACAUUGCAAACACAUGCAAAAUAGGAGAAUAUAAUGAACCUCCAUGUACUGAACACCCAGCUUUAAGUUACCAGCUCAUGGCCAAUUUUUUUUUUCUAUGCCGCUAUCUACUCUCAUCCUUUUUUUUUUUCUUUUUUUGUCUUGCGUAUUUUAGUUGGGGAUGUUUCAGUAAUAGAAAACCAGAUUAAACACUGGCUUAAAUUUUUUUUUUUUUUUUAAGUUAGGAGUUUACUUAUCUUGUACACAAGAAGUCCAGAGACAGGCAAUGAUUGAUGUAUGUUUAGGUGGCUUAAGGAUGUCAGGGUCAAAAAUCUCUAGUUCUCUUGACUUUUCCUUUAUGAUCACAAAAUAGCUACUGUAGCUCUAGCCAUCAUAUCCACCUUCCAAACAAGAAGGAGGAGGAAAUUCCUCAAAAAUUCCCAGCAGGUAUCUGCUUAUAACUCAUUGGUCAGAACUAUGUCUGGAUGUCAGAGAGACUGAGAAAUAAUAAUUUUUAAAUUGGGCACAUUGCUACCACAAACAAAAUUAGGGAUUUAAAUUUGCAGAAAGGAAAGAAAUAACUAUACUUCUCUUUAUUGAUUCAGCUUUUGAAGAUAACCUAAAGGUUGUCUUGUUUAAAUUUGUUUUCCUGUCCACAUUUUGGAAUAGCCUACUUUCUUUCAGCCUAUUUCUUUUGAUAUAUUUUUUUCUCCCUUCCUUGCUGACAGGAUUAAAAAUACAUUUCUUGAUUUAUAAAAGUAACAAUACUAGUUACUCUUUUUUGUGUCCUUACCAUUGAUGCUUUGAGGGGCUGGUGGGCAUUGCCUUGUGGUUUCUAUUCUGUCUAACACAACUUUUGAAGCUACUUUCUUUUCUAAACUUUAUUUUGAAUGUAGAUUUGAUAACAUUUUGUGAUAUAAAAGACAAGACAGUAUAGUUAGGAAGGCUAAUCUGGAAUUGGAUGGACCUCAGGUUAUCUAUGAUCCCUUUGAAAAUCAUAAAAGUGAAUUAGGUUGUUAAAAAAAUUACUGAACUGUGAGUUGUUGUAACACUAAUACUUGUGUAAAGAGGUUUGGUAGCUUGCUGAAACUUUUAGAGAUCAUUUGAGUUCAAAUGUUGUUGGCCAAAGUUGUGACAAGUUUCUUUAAAUUAUGAAUUAGAGUUUUUGCUAUUUAAAAAAGAAGGCACAUCUUUUCUGUAUGACUUAUGUUAAGUUGCCUAUGUUAUCAGUGUGCUAAAAGUUCUGGAAUAUUUGAAUUAGGUUAUACACGACUAUAUAAAACUCAGCUCUGCAUUCUGCUCAGGUUACUAAAGAUAAAUGCAUCAGACAUUCAAUAUCAGACUUUGCCGCAAGGUUUCACUCCCACAUAGAAGUACGCAUGCUCGUUUCUUCUAAGACGGCAUGAAGACCAAGCUUUCCAGUUUCCCUUUUACGUCACUCCGUAGUUGCAGCAGCAGUUUAAAAAUUGAAAAGUUUGGUUGCUUUAAAGAGCAGAUCUUGAGUGGAUUCUUAAAGUACAAAUGAUAUUUUCUCUUUGAUUUUAAAGAGAAACUUUACUGUCCAGAAUGGGUACACCAUAAAAUAUUGGAAGGAAGGAAGAGAAAGUUAGCUGCAUCCUAGUUUUCUAAAACCUGGCAAGCUGGCUGAGCUAGAAUUAGCUUUACAGAUGGCAUUUGGCAACAUAUCUCUAAGCCCUCAUCUCCUGAGUUUUCUUCCACCUGUCUAUCAAUUACAAUACCCAAUCACUGCUCAGAGAUGGAGAAAUGGGAUGAUCACAGCUCACACGAUGCUGUUAGGUUAGAAACGUCAGUGCUGCACAACCCACGGCUGAGUCAGUGUCUGUGAGAAAAUGAACUGAAUUAAUAUAGAGAGGGGGUUGUAUCUCCGAACAUAUAAAGCCUAAAUAACUGCAGCGGUAUUAUUGCACAGUAGAGGGAGGAAAGCUAAAGGAAGUCUGUGGACAGGUGAGGUAGGGGAGACUGGGACAUUUUCUCAUUGUUCAGAGGAACCUUGAAGAUGAUGGAAAUACCAGAUGUGCUAAAGUUUCCUAGUAAUGCCCAAGGAUGCUGACCUGGCUUUCAGUGCUGCAUUGUUUGAAAGAGCAGAGUCCCUUUAUACUCUGAUUUCAAAAUUUUUUUCUUGUUUCUGUGUUUCUACCUUGGCAUAUACUAAAGGAAGUACUCUCUCACGUGUUGCUAAAGGAGGAGUUGACCACACCAAAAUGAGUCUACAUGGUGCUAGUGGGGGACUUGAGAGAUCAAGAGAUAGACGAAGGUCAAGUGACAGAUCACGAGAUUCAUCUCAUGAAAGAACAGAGUCUCAGCUCACUCCUUGUAUUAGAAAUGUUACUUCUCCAACACGACAGCACCAUGUUGAACGAGAAAAAGAUCACAGCUCCUCUCGUCCAAGCAGUCCUCGUCCUCAAAAAGCAUCCCCAAAUGGUUCCAGUAGCAGUGCUGGAAACAGCAGCAGAAACAGUAGUCAGUCAAGUUCAGAUGGUAGCUGUAAGACAUCUGGGGAGAUGGUAUUUGUGUAUGAAAAUGCAAAAGAAGGAGCUCGGAAUGUAAGAACAUCAGAACGAGUGACACUAAUAGUGGAUAACACUAGAUUUGUUGUAGAUCCAUCCAUUUUUACUGCACAGCCAAAUACAAUGUUGGGCAGGAUGUUUGGGUCUGGCAGAGAACAUAACUUUACACGUCCCAAUGAGAAGGGAGAGUAUGAGGUGGCAGAGGGAAUUGGCUCCACUGUGUUUCGAGCUAUUCUGGAUUACUAUAAGACAGGAAUAAUCCGUUGUCCUGAUGGCAUAUCUAUUCCUGAACUGAGAGAAGCAUGUGACUAUCUUUGUAUCUCUUUUGAAUAUAGUACUAUAAAAUGUAGAGAUCUCAGUGCCCUAAUGCAUGAGUUAUCAAAUGAUGGUGCUCGUAGACAGUUUGAAUUUUAUCUGGAAGAAAUGAUCCUCCCUCUCAUGGUAGCUAGUGCCCAGAGUGGGGAACGAGAAUGCCACAUAGUGGUGCUUACAGAUGAUGAUGUGGUUGAUUGGGAUGAAGAGUACCCACCACAGAUGGGAGAAGAGUAUUCACAGAUAAUUUAUAGCACAAAAUUGUAUAGAUUUUUCAAGUACAUUGAAAACAGAGAUGUGGCCAAAUCAGUUCUGAAGGAGAGGGGUCUUAAGAAGAUUAGAUUGGGAAUAGAAGGAUAUCCUACCUACAAAGAAAAAGUAAAGAAAAGGCCUGGGGGCCGUCCAGAAGUGAUUUACAACUAUGUCCAAAGACCCUUUAUUCGAAUGUCCUGGGAGAAGGAAGAAGGAAAGAGUCGGCAUGUAGACUUUCAAUGUGUAAAGAGUAAAUCUAUUACCAACCUUGCAGCAGCUGCCGCAGACAUUCCCCAGGACCAGCUGGUAGUCAUGCAUCCAACUCCACAGGUGGAUGAGCUGGAUAGUCUCCCUAUCCAUCCCCCUUCUGGCAACAAUGACCUUGAUCCUGAUGGACAGAAUCCAAUGCUGUGAUGCUGAUGUUCCUUUGAAACCAUAGCAUGUUCCUCUUCACAGUGACGUUGUACUCUCCUCAUUCUGCACUGCAAGGCCACUCUUGUUCGUUGUGAGAUGCACAUAACAAAUGUUUAGGAUAUUGCAGUGUAGGCUUUUUUAAAGACCAAAGGUAGCUGAAUGGUUUUUUAAACUGAGUACAACUCUAGCAUCCUGAGGUUCCAGUUACAUAAAUGUAUUUGUUUACCAGUAGGUUUGUGAAAUUGGUUCUUUGUAUGGGGACAGUCCUUUUUCACACAUCUAGAUCUUUUCAGAAGUGGUGGAAAUUGGCAGCUGGGGUACCUUCAGUCUAGACUGAUACUGGUCACACCCCAGGGAAAACGCUGGAUAUUAUAUAGUUGCACUUUAUAAAUGGUGGUUAAAUGGAGCUAUUCAAGCCAUUUUUAUAGUUGUGAUGCACAGUAUAACUUAAGUGCUUCUAUCCAAGUGUCCCUCCGGUAAGAUGUGUGUAGUUUGCUGCCCACUGAUGAGCAUUUAUCAUUGGGCUUAUCUGAAUGAUUAGGAUGAGAUUCCAUGCCCGUAUCUUAGCAGUUCAGAUCUCUCCAGUGCUGUUUUCACCCGUUCAGAGCGAGUCACAUGCAGGGAGUGAACAUCAGAGGUGGUUUAUUAUCCAGUCUGCCUUACCCUUAAUCUGUUCAGAUAUUUAUUUACUAAUGAGGUUUUUUUUUUUUUCCUUAAGAGUUAUAGGGUA
This is a messenger RNA of Loxodonta africana (African savanna elephant), 7876 nucleotides long. RefSeq names its product BTB domain containing 10 (gene BTBD10). The transcript has 8 exons. Bases 5695 to 7146 code for a protein of 483 amino acids. NCBI's taxonomy places the organism in Eukaryota, Metazoa, Chordata, Mammalia, Proboscidea, Elephantidae. Gene Ontology annotation, cellular component: cytoplasm. Gene Ontology annotation, molecular function: protein binding. Gene Ontology annotation, biological process: positive regulation of phosphorylation. The record is from RefSeq and is a predicted model, not a curated record.